Vigna umbellata (rice bean) is the source of this 752-nucleotide messenger RNA. RefSeq names its product SAUR-like auxin-responsive protein family. NCBI's taxonomy places the organism in Eukaryota, Viridiplantae, Streptophyta, Magnoliopsida, Fabales, Fabaceae. Gene Ontology annotation, biological process: response to auxin. The record is from RefSeq and is a predicted model, not a curated record.
CCCACUCCCACUCCCAAUUUUCCUUUUCCUUUUCUCACACACUCCAAACAAAACAGUGGAGAGGGAAAAUGGCAAUCUCAAUGUCAGAAGGGGGACUUGCAAAAUGUACCAGAAUCCGGCACAUAGUCAGGCUCCGCCAAAUGCUGCGGCGCUGGCGUAGCAAGGCCCGCAUGUCGGCCCACCGAGAAGUACCCUCCGAUGUUCCGGCGGGACACGUGGCGGUGUGCGUGGGCAGUAACUCCAGGAGAUUCGUGGUGCGCGCCACCUACCUGAACCACCCCGUGUUCACGAAGCUACUUGUAGAGGCGGAGGAAGAGUACGGGUUCUCCAACCACGGUCCUCUCACCAUUCCCUGCGACGAAACACUCUUCGAACAGCUCCUCCGCUUCAUUUCACGCUCCCAUUCCCCUCCCUCCAAUCGUUUCGACGACUGUCACGUCCCUCUCAUAAACAACCUCGACUUCUGCCUCCAAUCUCGACCAAUACUCCACUGAACCAAACCCAACACAUUCACAUAACAAAAAACAACAAAAACAAAAACAACAACAUUGUUUCAGUGCGAUUCGGCGGAGAAUGCUGAGGAGAUGGCAAAGGGUUCCCACAAUGGUCCACCCAGUCGUCCCGGCUUCCGGUCCCAGUUCACCCUAUUGCUUUUCAACCUGUAUAUUUUCACUAUUAUUAAUAUUAUUACGUUUGUCACCAGUAAUAAUUCAUGCAAAUUCAAGUGGAUUUCGCCACGCUCAAUUAUUAUA